AAUAACGUUUAUUUGAUUCGAUAUAUCGUAGCUACGUACAUAAAAACGCCGUUAGAGCGAAUUUUGCCUUCGUAAACCAGAACACGUGAAGUAUUUUGCCUGGCAACGGUUUUUAGAGCUAUUUCUGUAAAAAAUAUUGUAGAACAUACUGUACCUUAUUGCUUUAACGCAAGUGAAUAAAAUCCUUUGCAUAGUUUAUGCUCUGAAAUUUUAAGUAAGUAGUGUAAGUGAUCUGAAUUUUUAAGCCGCGAUUUAUUUUAACCAAUCUUCCGUUACUAUUUAUCAAUUUAAACUCUAUUAUCAGAAGGAUACGGUAUAAAUUAAUAAAACAAUACAAUUUUUGGCACAACUACACAGAAAUAAUUAGUCAUGUCUUCUAUGUGUCUCAUAUUGACGUCAGAUUACAUGUAACAUUGUAGUGACAACGGGCGGAUUCAGUAAAGUGUUUCUCGAAUAUUGGAAAACCUUACACUAAAGUGUCAUAGUCGGUACAAAACAGUUGUGAACCGCAAACAGUGAAAAUGAUGACAAUAAGCGAGAGUCAGUUUUCCUCCAACAAAAUGUCGAGUAUCCACAAGAUAAAUGAUCGAGUGGUCCACAAGGACGCCUUCGACGACGUCAAAAGCUCCUCCAGUGUGAACAGCACUCUCAUCACAAAGCGCGGUUUCAAGCCCUCAGACAUGUUUGACCCUCAAAAAAAGGAAUUCCUUACGAACCUCAGUUAUAAGUUAUUCCCUGUAAGUUGGGAAGACUUAGAAAACAAACCAAUCAUAGUGGGCGAUAAGGAAGUGGACCUUAACAAGAUAUUUACCCCGGCGCCUGAUGCAGAGGAGCAUAUCAUCAAGAAAGAUCGUAAAUUCGAGAAAACCUUCGCAUCAUCAGCAUUCUACGUGCCCGGCGUGCACCCGACAGUCAAGGAGCAGAUGGACCUCGCUCGUGCUAUCUCCAAGUCGCUAUCUGACUCCAGCAACCACAUGUCCAAGGGGCAGAGCAUGUAUGUGAACAGGAAGAAGCGCUCCGUCAAGUGGGUACAUGAAGGACGAGGAAGAAACACUUCUAACUCGUGCUCUACGCCGACACCGGUCGCCAACCACGACACGCCGUACCGUCCACCGUCUAGUCUCCGCAACCAAAAAACAUAUCCCAAAUCCGCAUUAAAACAUACAUCGAACAUACCGAAAAUGGAACCGUUCCCAGUCUCACCGCCAACAAUUACUCUACAAAACGUCGAAAUCCCAGUGCCUUUAGCGCCCACGAAAUUAAACGAUGUCUAUGCUUCUCCAAAAAGCCCGCGCUUACCACUUGUCUCUGGUCCGAAUUUCAAUGUGGCGCCGCGCGGUUGGGGCGAAAUGAAAGAUUACUACAGACCCGUCUCGCUAGAUGGCGUUGGACAAACAAAAGGAUUUACAGACUAUUAAAAUAAGUCGUGAUAAAACAUUUAACGGUGAUUACACACCAUGGUUAAAUCAAUUUUUGGAAUUAUGAACAAUACGUGAUGCGACAGAGGAAAAGUUUACGAUAAAUAAAUGUACCAAAACAAUAUAAUAAUUCAAAAUUAUUUAACAGUAAAUAUGGCAGCUGAUGUAAAAAUUUAUUUCGCAAACAGCUACUUAUUGAUAUAAGUUUCCUAUUAAUUUAUUUAUUUACUUAAUUAUGCUAAGAUUAAAUCUAAGAUCCCUUAGCCAUAAAUACGACAUAUUUUAGCAUUUAAUUAACAGUCAAAGUGCGUUAUAUUUUUCUCUACUUUCAUAAGUUUAUCAAUUUAGUCGAAUAAAAAUUGGGGUUUGAAUUUUUGUUCAAAGUCGGUAUUUUAUCUUAAAAUUCAUUUUGAUAUGAAAUAAUUAAUAUUAAUAAGUAGUGUAUUCUUAAAUAUGCACACUGCACAGGCUAAUCAUUUUUUUAUUAGGAUUAGCUCACUUUAUCUAAGGAUAAUGUCCUAGUCUCUAAUUAAAAUCAAAAUUAAUAAUAAUUAAUUGACAUAAAACGUACCCUUGGUACUGAUAAUAAAUACAUAUCAAUCGAUAUCAACAAACCCUGAAAAUAAUUAGCUAGUCAUAGUUUAUUACAUUUGAGGUUAAUUUUAUAUUUGUUACAAAGAUUAUAAUAUUCUAUAAUAUUAUCUAACAUAAAUUAUUAUUACGAAUACUAGAUAUACUAACUGUUGAUAACAUAAUGUACGAUUUAUUUUAUGUUACCAAAUUUUUAAUACACAAUUUGUAAGUUUGUUUACUGUAAUUAUUUAAGAUUAUUAUAAAUAAAUGUCAUAGAGAAA
Colias croceus (clouded yellow) is the source of this 2272-nucleotide messenger RNA. RefSeq lists its product as uncharacterized. NCBI's taxonomy places the organism in Eukaryota, Metazoa, Arthropoda, Insecta, Lepidoptera, Pieridae. Gene Ontology annotation, cellular component: Z disc; actin cytoskeleton; nucleus. The record is from RefSeq and is a predicted model, not a curated record. Gene Ontology annotation, molecular function: actin binding. Gene Ontology annotation, biological process: positive regulation of actin filament bundle assembly. The coding region runs from base 522 to 1418 and encodes 298 amino acids. The transcript has 4 exons.